UUUCAUUCCGGAAGUAAAUAGAUGGUUAGCAUGAAAACAAUGCGUUAGGCUAUAUGGCUAAUAUGAUGUAUAUAUGUCAUUCAUUAUACCAGCUGGGUAUUCGCUUGUUAACACCAUCCGAACGUGUUUAUAAACGUUUCCUUCGCAUCGGCACAAGGAACCCCAAGAGUACGUACUCCACGGCAAUCGGCAAAGUUGAGAUGAAAAAUCGUCGGAAUGACCUUUACCAACUCGUCUGUUUAAAGAAGAUCAAUCUAUUAUCAAAUUAAAUUUAUAGUAGUACCAACGUAAGCUCACAAUGUUUUCACUCAAUAUCAAUACAACCACGUACAAUCUGACAACUGAGUCGCCUUUAAGCUUAAAUACAACUGAUGAAACACCUUUUGUUCAACCACGCCCAUUGUACGGUUUCAUCAUUUGGUUUACGUUCGGUAUUAUUGGAAAUUGUACAGCUAUAGCUAUUCUUAUACGGAACAAGAAAAAGCACCAAUGGAAGAUAUUUUACAAACUCGUUCUAAUGCUAACGUUGUCGGAUUUUACAGCACAGAUGGUCACUCUUCCAAUCACUUUCAUUGCGUAUUCAGACAGAAAUAUUCUAGUGACUGAAAGAGCACUUUGUGUCUUGAUGUCCACAGUGACGAUCGUUACGUCACUAAUGUCAGUUUCUUUCGUCUGUCUUAUGUCAAUAGAUCGAGCCGUUGCAAGUCAGUGCCCCCUUUUCUACAGAAACAAAGUCUCCUCCUGCCAUUUGGUGUUUGCAGUUACUUUAGUGAUUGUUAUGUCCGUGAUUGUAGGAAUUCUACCGCUACUUGGAGUGAACAUGCACAAGGUACAGAGAGAAAGGACUUGGUGUUUCGUUGACAUAGAACCAAAAGAACAAAAGGACAGGGCUUUCCUUUACUUGUCUGCGUCCAUAGGCAUUUCAGCAGUGUUGUUGAUGCUGAUAAUGAAUGCAAUGGUUUUACAUCGAUUGUGUGUAAGGUACAAAAAAACCCAACAAACUAACCAUCGGAUCUCAAGACAAAUUACAGUUAGUUCGGGAGUUAAAAAAGUACAGAACAUCUUUUUCCUUUUAGCGGUUAUGGCGGUAUUUAUUGCAUCGUGGAUUCCAGCGAUCAUACGAUUUCUAAACAACGCAAUUGAAGGGAACGAAGUUGAUCAUGAGAAGGACACAGACGCCGUAGCACUAACCAUCAUGCAUCAAGUGCUGAAUCCAUGGAUAUAUAUCAUUAUGCAGGAUUGUCUUUUUUCCCGCUGCUUGACGUAUGCGAAAAGGCACAGCAAACGAGGAAGUAUUUUUCAUAGGAUAUUGGAGGACUUCGAAACAAAGCGAGUGGAUGUUUCCGACUCAUAAACUAAACAAAUGGAAUAUUUUUCUCGGUAAUGACUUUUGCUGUGACGUCAAUAUACAUAUAUAUAUAUACAAUGAUAGUAGACUAAUGUGCCGGCGAUAUAUAUAACGUAUUCAUUUUCAGGUGAUUCAUAACGUAUUGCCAUAUUUCCGUACACAGUUACGUUUAGUUUCAUAACUGAUUAAGCUAGCAGGACUGGGCACAUUGAAUCAUUUACUCGGAAUUUCUCUGUAUACAGGACGAAUACAUUGAUGACCCGA
This is a messenger RNA of Pecten maximus, 1612 nucleotides long. RefSeq names its product prostaglandin F2-alpha receptor-like. Gene Ontology annotation, cellular component: plasma membrane. Gene Ontology annotation, biological process: inflammatory response; adenylate cyclase-activating G protein-coupled receptor signaling pathway; positive regulation of cytosolic calcium ion concentration. The transcript has 3 exons. Lineage: Eukaryota; Metazoa; Mollusca; Bivalvia; Pectinida; Pectinidae. The coding region runs from base 299 to 1354 and encodes 351 amino acids. Gene Ontology annotation, molecular function: prostaglandin F receptor activity. The record is from RefSeq and is a predicted model, not a curated record.